Olea europaea var. sylvestris is the source of this 943-nucleotide messenger RNA. RefSeq names its product ADP-ribosylation factor-like. Gene Ontology annotation, molecular function: GTP binding; GTPase activity. Gene Ontology annotation, cellular component: cytoplasm. The record is from RefSeq and is a predicted model, not a curated record. Gene Ontology annotation, biological process: vesicle-mediated transport; intracellular protein transport. NCBI's taxonomy places the organism in Eukaryota, Viridiplantae, Streptophyta, Magnoliopsida, Lamiales, Oleaceae. The transcript has 7 exons. The coding region runs from base 124 to 669 and encodes 181 amino acids.
UAUAAAAUCCCAUUCUAAGCAUUUCGUGAACAAGAUUCUCAUAAGGGCAGCCUUGAACAAGAUCUGCCCCCUCUCUUCUUCCCAAAUCAAUCUCCUUCUUUAUUUUCUGAUCACGCAAAGAAAAUGGGGUUGUCUUUUACCAAGCUUUUCAGCCGUCUGUUCGCAAAGAAAGAGAUGCGGAUACUUAUGGUGGGUCUUGAUGCUGCUGGUAAGACCACCAUAUUAUACAAGCUUAAGCUGGGAGAAAUAGUAACGACUAUUCCUACAAUUGGAUUCAAUGUGGAGACAGUGGAGUACAAAAAUAUCAGCUUCACAGUCUGGGAUGUUGGGGGUCAAGAUAAGAUCCGACCAUUGUGGAGGCAUUACUUUCAGAACACUCAGGGGCUAAUCUUCGUUGUUGAUAGUAAUGAUCGAGACCGUGUGGUUGAGGCUAGGGAUGAGCUACACAGGAUGUUGAAUGAGGAUGAACUGAGGGAUGCAGUGCUUCUAGUUUUUGCGAACAAACAAGAUCUACCAAAUGCUAUGAAUGCUGCUGAGAUAACUGACAAGCUUGGACUUCACUCUCUCCGUCAACGCCAUUGGUAUAUCCAGAGCACAUGUGCCACCUCUGGGGAAGGACUUUACGAGGGACUGGACUGGCUGUCAAACAACAUUGCCAACAAGGCAUAAAAGAGACUAUAUUGGAUGAUUAUGAUAGCCUAAUUCUCAUCAAAGAGGAAAUUGUCUUUCAUUUUUCAGGCUUUUGUGUCUCACUAUCUUGAAAACUCAGUACUUUAAUCUCUUUAUUUUUUCCGUAGAAAUUUGUCAUUUCUGUCGUGUAGAUUUAUAUUCGAAAUUCUGUAAUUUCAGCAUUCUUGAAUACCUUUUGGAUUGAUUAAUUUUCAAAAUGACGCUCCUCCUCUCAUUCAUUGAAUGAAAUGGAAAUUACUACAUUUUGAAUUUC